This is a messenger RNA of Saccostrea echinata, 2779 nucleotides long. RefSeq lists its product as uncharacterized. Lineage: Eukaryota; Metazoa; Mollusca; Bivalvia; Ostreida; Ostreidae. The transcript has 10 exons. Bases 9 to 1916 code for a protein of 635 amino acids. The record is from RefSeq and is a predicted model, not a curated record.
GUGUAAACAUGCUCCUCGAUGGCAAAAUGUUACCUCUUACCAAUCUCCUGUCCAUUUUCAUCAUCUUUAUUCAGAUUAUGGACCAAUAUGCUGCAUCAAUAAAAGAAGAUAUAGAACUGUUUCUUUUAAAUCAUGUGCCAUCGAAGACAUUAAUCCGUGCCAAUAACACCGAGGUACUGGGUUCCUUGAAGAUAGAGGCAGAGGACCUAUCAGAGGAAGAGACAGACAGGUUAAUUUAUUACUUAGUGGGAACAUUCCCACAAUUGAGAGAUUUGGGGGCGUACGACAUCUCGGAAUUGGUCCAUGACACUGUUAAAUUUGUGAUAAAAAGAAGCAAAGAAAGAGGAAAUAUGUCUAUUGAUGAGAAAUCUUCACUGGAUGAUGUUUAUAAUUGGCUGAUUGGGAAUGGUAUCAGCAUUGAGACAAGUUCCAUAUUCAAAGAUAAUGAAGUGGAUGGAUUCAGUUUAAUAAAUAUGAAGGAGAGUGACAUUUUUUUGAUGAUACCUGGAAAAGUUGGACCAGCAAGGAAAAUUUGCACCCUUAUUGAAAAAAUUAGAAGAAAUGAAGAAAAAAGUGAACAAAAUAUUGAGGGAUAUCGCAUUAUAGAAUAUAAGGAGGACUCAGCAGGGUGCAAGACCAUAGAAAUUGAACCUACAACGACACAGUCUGCAAAUGAUGAUCCAACACCUCAGCCAAUAGGAGGCUUACAAAUCUAUGAGGUACCAGUGGCAACAUUACCUGAGAUUGCAAGUGGUGGCCUAGAUCUUGAACAUGUUGAAGUAGAAGGCACCUCAUUUGAAAGCUCAGCUGAAAGCCGUAAACCGUCAAAACCAACAUCCACUGAGUCUUUAGAACAGUAUAUACCAUCAUACUCUCCCGUUGUUAGAUCAUUACUGGAAAAGGGUGAAAUCUACAAAGAAUGGGAUAAAAUGAUCGAAGAGACAGCCUAUCAUGUUUUAAGUGUUGGUAACUUUGAAACAAAGGGAAUAUAUACCGACUUUGGAAGAUUAAUGUAUUCCAAGUUUCCCUGUAUUGGACACUCUGCCACAAAAGAUCCUUGGGGAUACUUCAACAAAAAGUUGUCACAAAAAGUAAGACACAUAAGGUGGAGAUGGAAUGCAAGAGGAAAGGCUGUUGAACACACAGCAGAGAAAAAGCCAAAAGUGUGCUUGAAAAAAGUCUCCUCAACAGAUGAGAGAAUGACCCUAGAAGAAGCAGAAAAUGUACUGAUGGAGGAAUUUAAAAAACCAACCAAACUAAGAGACAAUGCACUUAUUGCUAAGACUCAAAGAGAUACAUUAAAACAGAGAAGAUUGUUUAUAGAAAAAAGACAUGGGGGAUCUGUGGAACAUCUCAUCAAGAAGUUUCCAUUUCUAGGAAAAGCUGCGUUUAUUGAGAAGGAGUUUUUCCUUAUCAAACAAAACCUGAAAAAAGAUGCUAUUUUGGCUCACUGGGAUGAAGUAAUGAGAAAAGUGUCCCAAAUAUUCAUGGAGGAAAACUCAGACUCUAUUCCAGAAGUUACAAUAAAGCUUUUGAACAGAUUGGAGGAAUCAAUCAAGUACAAGCAUGGUACCAAACAGCUUCCCUUGAUUACAUCGUGCAAGGCAAGUGAGUGGAAAGGUUCAAAAACAAAGCAUGACGACCCACCAAGAUUAGUUGCAGUUCUCAACCAAAGGAACGAGAUUCAAAAUAUGUAUAUUGUGGGAGCAGGCCAGGAGGUUGACACAAAUGUGGGAAUACUCAGGGAUGGACUAUUACGAUUGAUUUACUCCUACUAUGCAUGGGAUUUGUCAUAUCCAAAACAUUUUCAACUUCUGGGCUUUUUGCAACAUUACAUAUUAGAAGACAGGGAGAAUAAAUUUUUUGUUUCCCAAAACUACAUGAAAUUCUGCAAGCGUCUUGACGCUACACAGUGAAUCAUGCUACUGUAGAAUCUCAUUAUUUCUAGUUCAAAUUUCUACAUUUUGUACUAUUUGUUGACAAAACCUGACUUUGUUGUAAGCAAGAAAACACCAUUGGUUUGUUGUUAUAAAUUGGUUUCAAUCUACAUUUCAAUGGAUUUGUUUCAUUUGAAUGAAAUAUUAGUAAACAUAGGUGUGUUUAAUUAUGUUUGCUUUAGACAUACUUUGUAGUCAAUUAUGAAUAUGUUUUUGUCAUUUCUUUUUGCAUGUUCUACAAAAAUGUUAACUGGUGUGAAACAUUCCUGUUUACUAGUAUAUCAGAUCUAAAAAGAUACCAAGAUAUAACCUUUUGAGGAUAAGGUUCAAUGUUAUGUUACUUAUGUCAAAUGUAUUGACUCCUAUUAAUUGUACUUCAUGACAUUGAUACUUUUUUUUUUCUUUUUGGUACUUUUUAAUGCAACUAAUUGUAAUUAUUGUAUUCACGUUAUGGUAGAUUGCCUCUAUAAAAAGGUAAUUAUAUACUGUUCUUCAAUUGUUCUGUUUAAUGAGAUCAAUACAUGUAGUUUUUAUGUAUAUUUUGUGAAUAUUAGGUUCAUUACACUUGACUUAAACAUGUCUUUGGUUGAGAAAGGAUAAUCUUAGAAAUUUUAGAAGUCAAGAACUCGAUAUGUUGUCAAAAAGUGAAAGUUUGAAAAUAAUUUUUCGUUUCAAUUUUUGAAUUGUUUAGAAUUUGGAUUCCUCAUUUAAGUAUAAUUUCUUUUCAAAGACAUAAUAUACAUAUUCAAGUACUUCUUUAGUAUUAGAAUAACAUAUGUUUUUGAGUGAUGCAUGGAUUUGAUAUCAAUAGAUUAGUUUGAUUAAUAAAUUAGAUUAAUGAA